Molecule: messenger RNA, 1965 nt
Organism: Oppia nitens
Lineage: Eukaryota; Metazoa; Arthropoda; Arachnida; Sarcoptiformes; Oppiidae
Gene: Hdc
Product: histidine decarboxylase-like
Exons: 8
Coding region: 1-1965 (654 amino acids)
Biological process (GO): L-histidine catabolic process; histamine biosynthetic process
Molecular function (GO): pyridoxal phosphate binding; histidine decarboxylase activity
Source: RefSeq, a predicted model, not a curated record
AUGGAUUGGAAACAAUAUUCUAAAAAUGGAAAAGAAAUGGUAGACUUUAUUGGAGAAUAUUUAGAAACAAUUAGAAAGCGUCGGGUAUUUCCAGACGUAAAACCGGGAUAUAUGAGACAGUUAUUACCAGAAUGUGCUCCACUUAAUGGCGAAGAUUGGGACUCAAUAUUUGCUGACAUCGAGAAAGUUAUAAUGCCUGGUGUGACCCAUUGGCAGUCCCCAUAUAUGCACGCUUACUUCCCGGCACUCAACUCUCCCGCAUCACUAUUAGGUGAUAUGUUAGCUGAUGCUAUAGGAUGUCUUGGAUUUACAUGGGCAUCGAGCCCUGCCUGUACUGAAUUGGAAAUUAUUGUAAUGGAUUGGUUGGCAAAAAUGAUAGGACUUCCCGAUGACUUUCUGCAUAGUAAGUCAGUUACAAACGGCGGUGGAGUUUUACAAACUACCGCUUCUGAGGCUACUUUUACAGCUUUAUUAGCCGCCAGAACUGAAGCUAUUUUACGGAUCAAAGCAGAAGCUGAUUGUAUAGAAGAGUUGGACGACGCAGAAAUCAAUAGUCGUCUUGUGGCCUAUUGUUCAGAUCAGGCGCACUCUUCAGUAGAAAAGGCGGGUCUCAUUGGUUUAGUUAAGAUGAGAUACAUUGAAAGUGACGACAAACUAUCCCUUAGAGGCGAUAAAUUGAUUGAAGCGAUUAAACACGACAGGGAUAGGGGUCUCAUCCCUUUCUAUAUAUGCGUAACAUUGGGCACAACCGGCGCCUGUGCUUUCGAUAAUCUUAUGGAAAUCGGACCAAUUGCUAAAAGUGAAGACAUCUGGAUUCAUGUGGACGCAGCCUAUGCUGGAACUGCUUUUAUUUGUCCAGAAUUUCGAAAAUGGAUGACUGGUAUUGAAUUUGUCCAAAGUUUGGCAUUUAAUCCAUCGAAAUGGAUGUUAACUCACUUUGAUUGCACCGCAAUGUGGGUCCGCAAUAGUUCCGCACUUCACCGCACUUUUAAUGUCGAACCUCUUUAUCUGAAACAUGAAAAUAGCGGACAAAGAUUAGCAAUGGAUUUCAUGCACUGGCAAAUAUCAUUAAGUAAAAAAUUUAGAAGUUUGAAACUUUGGUUCGUUAUCAGAAAUUAUGGCGUAAAAGGACUGCAACAACACAUAAGAAAAGGGAUCAAAUUGGCCGUUACUUUUGAAGAACUCAUACGAAGUGAUACCCGAUUUGAAAUACCGGCCGAACGUCACUUAGGACUCGUUGUUUUCCGACUUAAGGGUAAUAAUGAACUGACAGAAUGUUUGCUCAAGAAGUUGAAUUCAAGCGGACGUCUCCAUUGUGUGCCGGCCUCUCUAAAAGGCACUUAUGUUAUCAGAUUUACGGUAACAUCUUCUCAGACAACUAUGGCUGAUAUACAGCGCGAUUUUGCCAUUAUUAAGGAUACGGCUAAUCAUGUACUCAAAGCUUAUGGCAUUCCUGAGAACAGAAUUAGUCGCGCAAUACCUUUGGCCGAAAUCAAGAAGAGAAAGCCUGGUUUUGGCACAAGUCUAUUGCUGUCUAACAGUCCUAUGACACCAAAGAUAAUUAAUGCCAGUUUUGUAGCCAUCUUUGAUCAACAAGAGUUGGCACAAGAAUUUGUCCGACACUUUGGCAAACAUAUGGAUUUGAGUGAAAACUGCAACAGUCCUCAAUUGAGAAGAAAAAUUAAAGGUCUGAUGCUAACAGACAAACAGCACAGUUUGGACUCAAGAAUGGACUUAAUGAACACAAUUAUGGCUACGUAUGACAUAAGUGACAAAACAAAUAGUCAAAAGACUGGACCGAAAACUCCAAGAAGUCGUCAUUUUUCGUGUUCAUCAAGUGUUGAGUCGUUGCCUGGAAAUUCAAUUGAAGAAAUGGAUGAAAAUGGAGAGCUAUUUGUAUCUCAAACAAAAUCUGAUGAUAACAACACAUCCACUGAUCGUCUUCACUCAUCAAAGAGUCAAUAA